AUGGACAAGAAAGCUGCUGAUCUUAAAGGUUGGUGCCUUAAGUGUCGACUGCUGAACGAUCGCAGUAGAACCAUGAUGGUCCAAGCACUUCUGUGCGGCUUCCUUGUUUUUUCUGUGGCUCUCGCUUCUAACCUUGAAGAACACGAAACGAAGGUCUUCAAUCUAACGACUGCAUUGGAAAAGUUCGUCGUUCUUUUUGAAAAACAGUACAAAACCAAAGUGGAUUGGACUGAUAUUCAGUCAGAGAGCCAAAAAAUGAAAGACCUGUUCCAGACUAGAAAAUUUUAUAUACAAGUCGAAGGGGGCACGGUAAAAAUGAGUGAUCCAAAAAUAGCUCCCGGUAACCGCAGCCUUCUGUACGCUAACCUCUACGACAACGAAUCGAAUGCAACCCAAGCAUACACCGUCACGCAUACUACCAUUCGCAAAGAAAAAUCAUCUUUAAAAGUAAGCAAUGGAUUCACCCUGGGCAUUGAAACUUCAGGAGGUGUGUCAUUAAAAAAAGUGUUUGGAUUGAGUGGCACCUUCGGAACUAAAUACAACUCUGAGACCACGACAACCGACAGUCAGACGACACUCAAGACGUUUGCGGUGUCCACAGGAGUCAACGUUCCUCCCGGAAGGACUGUUCAAGUGGAGUGGUACGCCACCACCGCUCAAAGCAAUAUCUACUGGACCUGCGAUAUGACCAUCAGUGGAUACUUUGCUUUGGGGCUCAAGAAACCGUUUCAAGACACCUCCGUGCUCAUCAUGCCAGCGUAUUACCUCGCCCUUGCCAACAAGGAACUGGAAAUAGUCGGCCCCAGGCACGCGCGCUUCGUGGCUUCUGGUGUGUUCACAAAAGUCUCCGUGCCGGAAUCUGACAUCUACACGAAUGACGUCACUGACACGCUGAAGAAAAAAACAGUGAUUGUUUCUGGAAGGUCACGGAUCGCUGGUGAAUUUUAAGGAAGAGUCUGGCGAUAACGAUCGCCCGCCUUAGACGCAAUAAACGGGUACUGAAACAAAA
Molecule: messenger RNA, 1009 nt
Organism: Ixodes scapularis (black-legged tick)
Lineage: Eukaryota; Metazoa; Arthropoda; Arachnida; Ixodida; Ixodidae
Exons: 6
Coding region: 1-948 (315 amino acids)
Source: RefSeq, a predicted model, not a curated record